GCCGCCUCCCUUUCUAGACUUUCCGCCUUUUCCCCGCCCCCCUCUCUUUCCCCCCUCUCCCCCUUUCCUCCCUCCCCAUUUGGCCCGGGCCAGUCAGCCAAGCAACUCAUAGCGGGUCCGGCCUGCACACACCCAGCUGCCAUACACCAUGCGGCUCGCUCGCCUUCUCGGCCUGCUGCUCAUGGGCGUCUUCGUGGUGGUGCUGUUCACGCAGAUGAUUGUCCUCGUGAAUACCCCCCCUCCGGGCACAGAUGCACCGGUUAAGACCAACCCCCCGGCCGGCGGCACGCACGAGCCGGCCAACGAUGCCCAUGUUCCCGAUGGCCAGCGCGCCACGGUCGACGGCAAGCCCGGCAUCUACCUCAGCAAUCCGUCCUACUACAAGGCUGGCAGCAACUCCAAUGGCUUCCAGGCGUCGCGGGCCUUCAUCCCGGACGACCUGGUUACCGCGGCCUCCGGCGACUGGGCCUGGGCGGCCAAUGUGCCGAUUGUCUACACCUGGGUCAAUGGAAGCGACCCCGAGUACCAGGAGAUCCGCGCCAAGUAUGGCGGCACUCGUUCGGUGGGCGGUUCUCGUGACCGCGAUAGCGGAGAGCUCCGCCAUUCCUUCCGCUCGCUUGAGAUCUUCGCCCCCUGGUGGAAGGGCCAGAUCUUCCUUGUCUCCCCCUUUGCCCAGUCUCCUCCCUGGCUCGACCCGCAGCACCCCCGCGUGACCAUCAUCGACCAGCACUCGAUCAUGCGCGACGACGGUGAGCAGCCCACCUUCAACACCAACGCCAUCGAGCAGUUCUUCUACCGGAUCCCCAACAUCGGCCCGGUGUUUGUCCACGUGAAUGACGACUACUUCUUCGGGUCGCCUCUCUAUCCGUGGGACCUGUUCCUGAAGGAUGGCGGGUCGAAGCUCUUCUUCGAGCGGUCCCCCAUCCGCGGCACCAUCGAGAACCAGCGCUCGUACAAGAAGUCCCGCACCAAGCUCUGGGUGGCCUCCGUGUACCACACCAAGUGGCUGAUGGACGAGUACUACAAGAAGUCGGUCCCCCUGCACUUCGUCAAGCACUCGCCCUUCGUCUAUCAGACGGCCGUGCUCAAGCACCUCCGCGAGAACAUGCUUCCCGAGCAGUACAUCCAGUCUUCCAAGCACCGGUUCCGCCACUGGGAUGAUGUUCUCACGCCGUUUGCCCAUCAUGCGGUCAUGAUGGAGGAGGCCAGUCUCUUCAACACCACGGCCCAGGUGAUGACCUUCGAGGAGCUGGUCCCGCAGAUGGCUUUCCUGGUUCUCCGUGACACCACCAAGCCCAAUGACCCGACCCUGUUGGACAUCCUGAACCGUCGCCCGCGCAUGUUCGCCAUCAAUGACAGCUUCAACACCGCGGCCGCCGGGCAGAUCCUGCACGACGUCAUCAGCGAGAUGUUCCCCUGGGUGUCGAGCUUCGAGAUUGACAAGCGCAGCCUCUUCCGCCCGGUGCGGUAUGGCAUCCCGCUUCCGGUCCCGACCCCUGAGGCUCCGUCGGCCUCCGAAACUGCCCCGGCUCCCGAGACGGUCAGCCAGAGCGCCAGCCUCCUGGCGGCCUAAGGUGUGGGCGUGCCGGCAUCCCGGUUUAUCCCCCCUCCCUCCCUCUCCCUCUCUCUCUCUCUC
Messenger RNA from Fonticula alba, 1636 nucleotides. RefSeq lists its product as hypothetical. Gene Ontology annotation, molecular function: transferase activity, transferring phosphorus-containing groups. The transcript is spliced from 4 exons. Gene Ontology annotation, cellular component: Golgi apparatus. Lineage: Eukaryota; Rotosphaerida; Fonticulaceae. The record is from RefSeq and is a predicted model, not a curated record. Bases 149 to 1573 code for a protein of 474 amino acids.